GUGUAAUUAUCAUCUUGUUAAUAUAACAGUCGAUCGGAAUUCCUAAUGUGUGCAAGUCACCGAAUAUAAUUUUUUCAACGUAAUAGCAAAUACUUUUACGCAAAAUCUACAAUUAGAUGAUUCUUCAUCUCGCUCCGUGUACUUGCAUGAAAAUUCAUCAAGAUGAAUCUGCAACACAGAAAUAUUCAUGAAUUCUCGAAUGUAGAUAAUGAAACAUUUUCCAAGAAUAGUGAAGGAAUUCACAAAUUAAAUAAUGAUUGUAUAAGAUCUAUUUUCCAAUACCUAUCCAUUGUGGACAGAAUAAGGAUAGAGAGAGUAUGUAAAAGAUGGCAAAUAAUUAGCCGAACAUCGUGGUACGAUAUAAAAGACUUAAAUUUUGAUAAUGAACUUUGGGGAUUCAAAAAAUCUAGCUUUAUAGAGAAAAUUAAUUAUCGAAUAUUUAAGAAGGUAUUGAACCGGUGCGGUCAGUUCCUUAUUAGUAUUGAGUUUUAUGAUUAUAAUAGUAGAUUGGGCCCAAAUGUAUUGAAUAUAGUUGCAAGAUUCUGCCCAAAUUUACAAUAUCUUUAUGCUUCUGACCUAACGGUUUCGCCGUGGAGCAUAAAAAAUCUAGCCAAUAGCUGUUGCAAGAUUAGAUUAUUUUCUAUUGGAAAUUGUACGGAUAAGUGCGACAAAGAGCUGUCAGCAUUAUUUAAAAGAAAUGCAGAUCUUAAUCAACUAAACGUGUAUUGGAAUAAUAAAAUAACUGGAAAAUGUUUGUCAAAAUUGAAUAGUGAAUCGAUUGAAACAAUUAUUUUCUUUGAUUGCCCAUCCAUAUUACUACGUCAUUUCAACGUAGUUAAAAACUUUCAAAACCUCAAGGUUCUAGUAAUGGAUCAUUUUCAUGAUUCAUAUAGUUUUUUUAAUAAUAAUAAUACCAUGGAUAAUAUUGGAUCAUGUUCUGAAAAAUUAAGGAUCUUAACAUUAUCUUCGUGUCCACUUUAUACUACUUCAUUAGAUAAAAUAGCAAAUUUAACAAGUCUCGAGUGUUUGGAUCUUUCUUGUAAUGAUUCGGUUGAUGACGACGUAUUAAUAAUGAUCGGCGCCAAUUGUAAGCUUUUAAAAACCGUUGACCUUAGCGAUUGUAAUGCAGUAACGAAUAUGGGUUUGUCACAUAUUGUGUCACUUCCAUUACUUAAGUCUUUAUUGAUUGAAUACUUGAACAACAUAUCGGAUGAAGUUUUCACUCGUAUGCCAAACUUAAUACACAUGGAUUGCAGCUAUUGUUCAAAUGUAAGAAAUACUGGGCUUGCAACGCUUAUCGAACUUUCCGAAAAUAUUGAAUAUUUGAAUCUGAGUAAUUGUAAAAAUAUUUCCAAUGAAUUACUCGAAGCAGCCGUAAUAUCUACUAAAAAACGAAAAAACAAUACUGUUUUAAAAAUGUAUUUGGGUCAAACUGAUAUAGACAUCAGUAAAGUGCGAAAUACUUCGCCAUAUCUGAAACUAUUUCCAAUGAUCGUUGUGCAAUUAGUUGAUUAAUUUAAAGUUUUAGAUAAUAUAUGUUUAUAAAAAAUACGAUUAUUUA
Messenger RNA from Ceratosolen solmsi marchali, 1561 nucleotides. Its product is annotated as F-box/LRR-repeat protein 13-like. Lineage: Eukaryota; Metazoa; Arthropoda; Insecta; Hymenoptera; Agaonidae. Gene Ontology annotation, biological process: SCF-dependent proteasomal ubiquitin-dependent protein catabolic process. Gene Ontology annotation, cellular component: SCF ubiquitin ligase complex. Gene Ontology annotation, molecular function: protein binding. The record is from RefSeq and is a predicted model, not a curated record. The coding region runs from base 163 to 1515 and encodes 450 amino acids. The transcript is spliced from 5 exons.